Messenger RNA from Halteromyces radiatus, 1529 nucleotides. RefSeq names its product ATP-NAD kinase-like domain-containing protein. The record is from RefSeq and is a predicted model, not a curated record. The coding region runs from base 265 to 1227 and encodes 320 amino acids. The transcript is spliced from 9 exons. NCBI's taxonomy places the organism in Eukaryota, Fungi, Mucoromycota, Mucoromycetes, Mucorales, Cunninghamellaceae. Gene Ontology annotation, molecular function: NAD+ kinase activity. Gene Ontology annotation, biological process: NADP+ biosynthetic process; NAD+ metabolic process.
UUUUUUUUUUUAUCAUUCUUUAUGUUUCUUCGCCGGAUAAAUUCACAACAUCGUUUAUCUAUUACUUUGAUUAGACAACGACGAUUCUACCAAAUUGGUUCUCCAGCCAGAGCAGCUAUUUUACCUGAUAAAGUAGAUGUUGCUUUGACACCUGAUGUACACGAACAUGCUUCCCUUCAUAGUGAUACGGAACGGUUACCUUUUAUGACACCUCGACAUGCCAAUGAUAUAGUGCAAGUACCAGGAAGUACCUUUGGGUAAGGAAUGUAUAUAAUAGCAUUUGGGCUUUCUUUAUUGACUUUGAAUGAUCUAUAUAUAUAUAUAUAUAGAGGACAAUUCAGAUUGGAAUGGAAACAAUUACCUCGAAAUAUUUUGAUUGUUAAAAAGCCUAACGAUGUGAAUACAGAGAAAGCUUUGGUAGAUAUUGCAAAUUGGCUGAACGACAAUUAUCCUGGUGUCAAUAUCAUUGUGGAACCUGAGGUAGCAGAUCAUUUCAAACACGAUAUUCCUUUUGCCAAUGUAAUACCCAAGGAACAACAACAUGAAUAUACAAGAAUGGUGGAUUUUGCUAUCUCUCUUGGUGGUGAUGGUACGAUGCUUCAUUUGUCUUCUUUAUUUCCCAAGGCUGUUCCUCCUGUGGUAUGUUUCUCUAUGGGUACCCUUGGUUUUCUAAUGUCCUUUAAAUUCUCUCAUUAUGCAAAAGUGUUGGAAGAUAUGAUGUAUGGUCGAUUUGCUUUGAUGCUCAGGAUGCGAUUAUUUUGUUCACUUCAUCAGUAUGAUGGUCGAAGGAUUACAGUGGAUGGAAUGGAAGUAGGUGAUCGUCAGGUGAUGAAUGAAGUGACUUUACAUAGAGGUAGAUACCCUCAUUUGACUUCUAUUGACUGUUAUGUAGACAAUCAUCAUUUAACUGAAUGUGUGGCCGAUGGAUUGAUUGUAUCAACACCAACGGGAUCAACUGCUUACUCUUUAUCAGCAGGUGGACCUAUUGUACAUCCAAGUGUUCAAAGCUUGGUCUUGACUCCUAUUUGUCCUCGAUCUCUUUCAUUUCGGACAGUCUUGUUACCUCCAAGUGCUGCCAUCCAACUCAAAGUAAACAUGAUUUUAAGAGAAAGAAGAAUAACAUUAAUGACAUGUUUCAUCAUUUAUAUAUUAGAUUGGGGAAUCAAGCAAAAGUCAAAUAGAAGUAUCCAUGGAUGGACAGGAAAUAUUCAUGUUGGACAAGGGUGAAUACUUACAAGUCAGGAUGUCCAAAUACCCAGUACCUUGUGUCACUCGUACCAGCGAAGGAAAUGAUUGGGCUCAGGAUAUCAACGAACUAUUGAAAUGGAAUCAUCAAUUCAAACGUGCUAUGUGAUGUGGAUCCUUUAGUGAUAAUAUUUCCUUUUUGUACAUAUUAUAUAUAUAUAUAUAUUUCAUUAUUAGAUAGAAUAUACUACAUUUUUGUACACUCAUAAACUGCUCUCCACAUCGAUCUGAUUUUGACUACUUUAAGCUUAUGACUGUAUCCACUAUGUACAUAGAUAUUCAAU